Messenger RNA from Microtus oregoni (creeping vole), 1707 nucleotides. RefSeq names its product alpha-1B-glycoprotein-like. NCBI's taxonomy places the organism in Eukaryota, Metazoa, Chordata, Mammalia, Rodentia, Cricetidae. The record is from RefSeq and is a predicted model, not a curated record. The transcript is spliced from 8 exons. The coding region runs from base 32 to 1573 and encodes 513 amino acids.
CAGACACUCCAGCUGGACUGAGGGCCCAGCCAUGUCUCUACUGGCAGCUGUUCUGCUGCUCUGGGGUUUCACUCUGGGACCAGCCACUGCUGUGUUUGUCUAUACUUCCAGCGAAGCUACCCUAUGGGCAGACCCUCAGUCCCUGCUGCAACCCUGGGCCAACCUGACACUCACGUGUCAGGCUGAAUUCCCUACCAAGGACUUCCAGCUGAUUAUGAAUGGUUGGCGUCUCGAUAAAGUCCACCUUGAUAAAUACGUCAGGUCACACCGGUUCCACCUGGGGGCAAUUACAAGCAGCAACAGGGGCCUCUACCGCUGCCGAUAUGGCGUGGAGCCCCCCACUAGUAAACUAACCGAGCUGAACAGGUGGACAAUGCUAAGCAAUCCUGUCGAGGUGACAGGGACAGAGCCCUUGCCCCGACCCUGGCUUUCUGCUGAGCCAGUGCCCUGGAUCACCCCUUUCCUGGGCACAUACCUGCUAUGUCAAGCUGCAAUGCGGGGCGUCACUUUCCUGCUGAGGUUGGAAGGAGAUGAUAGCUUUCUGAAGGUGACUACAGCCCAAGACAUGGAAAAGGCCUGGUUUGUAGUCCACAAACCUGGCAACUACAGCUGCAGCUACCGAACUCACGCAGAGGGCAUUCCCUCUGAGCCCAGUGCUUCUAUGACCAUCAAAGAGUAUGCCACAGCACCUCCGCCCAUUCUGUACUUUAUGGGAAAUUACCCAGCGGUCCAGCGUCGGAGCACACAAGAGACCCUGGCCUGCAAAGCUCCUCGUAAUGCAGCUGAAUUCCAACUCAGGCGGGGUGAGAAGGUGCUAAACAUUCAUGGGGUGAGCCCUCUCCGAGACCUCAGACUCUACUUCCUGAACUUGACCGAGCUGGAAGACCAAGGCCCUUUUACCUGCCGCUACCGUCUACACAGAAAGUUGGACACUUGGUCUGAAGACAGUGAACCCAUAGAGCUCAUGUGGACUGACGAGACACUGCCUGCACCCACGCUCACUGCGGAGCCAUCAAGUCAGAACCUUGAACCUGGCUCGACCGUGCAUCUUCGAUGUACUGCACCCAAGGCUGGCCUCCGCUUUGGCCUCCAACGCCAGGGUGACUCCGAGGAGCCUCUGCUCCAGAUGCUGAAACCGUCUGGUACCGAAGCUGUCUUUGAGCUGCACAAUAUCUCAACAAUAGACUCUGGCAACUACAGUUGUACCUACAUGGAACAGGAAGCCCCCUUCUCAGGGUCCGCUCCCAGUGAACUCCUGGAGCUCCACGUGAAAGGGCCACCACCCCGGCCGAAGCUUGAAGCUCUGUGGACAGGAGUUGUACCUCUGGGCCAUGAAGCCCACUUUCGCUGCCACGGCCAUGUGCCCAAGGUCAACAUGGAGCUGGUACGUGAGGGCUUCCGCACACCCUUCUGGAUGAAUCAAGCUAUGACUAGUACCUCAGCGGAACUGAAGCUGCCCUUUGUGGGUCCCCAACACACAGGCAACUACAGCUGUCGCUAUACAGCCUUGUCACCCUUCAAUUUUGAGUCAGGAACCAGCGACCCCGUGGAGGUUAUAGUAGAAGGUAUCUGACGUGGCUGCAGACACAAGAAACAAUGGUACCCUUGGAAAAGGUUGAAGACAGGAAGAACUCCUGUUCUUCCCAAUGUAAGAUGCCUCUCCUUCAAUCUCCCUGGACUUAAUAAAAGUCAAACAAGAGUUUGUUU